CCCUCCGGUCUCGCAUCGCCUGCCACUGCUGCAGACCCGUCUCUCCUCCUACGCCCGUGGUAGUCGCUUGUCGCUGCCUUGCCCUGACUCUCUGGAUGCUCCUUGGCCGUGUCAUCUUCGCCGCCAGAGAAUCUCUCCGCAGCCCUGCCUCGUCCAUCGUCACCCUCCUUCAGCGCCCUUGCGCUACCUACAAUUCACCGUCAGCCUGCAUACGCCUACCUAAUCGCUUCUUCUCGGCACACGCUAUCGUUGGCGCCCGCCAGCACGCUCCUUUGCGCUCAGCCUUCCGCCGUUCUCAGACCGCACGAAUCAGCACAGCGACGGCUAUGGAACAGAAUGGCGACGCCCGAACCAAGCGAAAACAACCUCCCACCCCCUCCAGUGAACGGCCCAUGAAACAGAUGAAGGCAGAAGCGGACUAUCACAAGCGGAACGGCUCAGCCAUCGCUACUUCACAGGGUCCAGCCUCGACUCAGCCCAUGGAAGAAGAUUCGGACUUCGAAGAGAUGGAGAUGGCGCGCGUUGUCGGCACCGGACAAGACACCGCCGAGUGGCAGAAGACGAUUGAGAAGGUGGUCAAGAACGUCGUAUCCAUUCACUUCUGCGCAACCUGCUCUUUCGACACCGACCCGGCGCUUGCGAGCGAGGCCACGGGCUUCGUCGUAGAUGCGGAGAAGGGCUAUAUUCUUACAAACAGGCACGUCGUUGGCCCUGGGCCGUUCAUAGGCUACUGCAUAUUCGACAAUCACGAAGAGUGUGACGUAUACCCCGUAUACCGCGACCCUGUCCACGAUUUCGGUAUUCUGCGAUUCGACCCGAAAGCCAUCAAGUACAUGCCGGUUGAGUCAUUGGUGCUCAGGCCAGAUCUCGCCAAGGUUGGAGUUGAGAUUCGAGUCGUUGGUAAUGAUGCCGGGGAAAAGCUCAGUAUCUUGUCAGGUGUCAUUAGUCGACUCGAUCGCAAUGCGCCAGAGUACGGAGAGGGAUAUAGCGAUUUCAACACGAACUACAUCCAAGCAGCAGCCGCUGCCAGUGGUGGCAGCUCCGGAAGUCCCGUGGUUGAUAAAGACGGCUUCGCUGUUGCGCUCCAAGCUGGUGGUAGAGCAGACGGAGCAGCUACUGAUUACUUCCUACCAUUAGAUCGGCCCCUCCGGGCACUCAAUUGCGUCCGAAAUGGCCAAACUAUUACCCGAGGCACGAUCCAGGUCCAGUGGAUGCUCAAACCCUUCGACGAGUGCCGAAGACUUGGAUUAUCCCCAGACUGGGAGAAGGAGAUUCGACAGGCAUUUCCUAAGGAAACUGGAAUGCUUGUGGCCGAAGUCGUACUUCCAAAAGGACCUGCAGACAAAAAAGUUGAAGAGGGUGAUGUGCUGAUCAAGGUCAACGGGGAGCUCCUAACGCAGUUCGUGCGCCUGGAUUCUAUCUUGGACGACAGCGUUGACGGCAAGAUCUCAUUGCUGAUUCAGCGAGGUGGUGAGGACAUCCUCGUUGAAUUGGGAGUUGGAAACCUACACGAUAUUACGCCGGAUCGUUUUGUCUCUGCUGCAGGAGCCUCCUUCCACGACUUAUCCUAUCAGCAAGCUCGACUCUAUGCUAUCGCAACCCAGGAUGCUGGCGUCUACGUCUGCGAAUCGGCCGGAUCUUUCAGAUUUGAUGGCAGUGAUUCUGGAUGGCUCAUUCAAUCUAUUGAUAACAAAGAGACGCCCAAUCUAGAUACCUUCGUAGAUGUCAUGAAAGCUAUUCCAGAUCGAUCUCGAGUUGUCGUCGUGUACAAGCAUCUCCGAGAUCUGCACACCUCUAGCACAAACAUCAUCACUAUCGACCGUCACUGGCAUUCCAAGAUGAGACUCGCCAAACGUAACGACAAGACUGGCCUCUGGGAUUUCACGGUUAUUGCCGACGCUGUCCCGGCCGCGCCUCCAGUUCCACGCAAAGCCAACUUCAUCCGCAUGGAUAGCGCGAAGUACCCAGCCGCUGUCGAUAUCGUGAGGAGUUUUGUUCGGGUUUCUGCUUCAAUGCCUAUCAAGCUCGAUGGCUUUCCCAGAGCAAGGAAGAUUGGCUAUGGCUUGGUUGUGGAUGCUGACCAAGGCCUGGUCAUUGUUUCAAGAGCUCUCAUCCCCUACAAUCUCUGCGAUAUCAUGCUCACUAUCGCGGACUCGAUCAUUGUUGAUGCUAAAGUCGUCUUCAUGCACCCACUCCAAAACUACGCCAUCAUUAAGUAUGACACGUCCCUGGUCAAUGCGCCAGUCAAGACCCCCAAGUUUGCUACAAAUUUCAUCAAGCAAGGAGAGGAGACCGUAUUCUUUGGAUUCAACCAGAACCUUCGCCCUGUUGUGGCGAAGACUGUAGUAACCGACAUUACUACAGUUGCAAUUCCGGCCAGUGCUGCAACUCCGCGCUACCGGGCAAUUAAUCUGGAUGCAGUAACGGUUGACACGAACCUCGCCAGUCAGUGUGGGACCGGCGUAUUGAUCUCUGAAGAUGGCACCGUCCAAGCGCUCUGGCUCUCCUAUCUCGGCGAACGCAACUCUCACAGUGGGAAGGACAAUGAAUAUCAUCUAGGCCUCGCCACCCCUAUGGUCCUCCCUGUGCUCAAGGAGAUCCAAAACGGCAACACACCCACGCUACGUAUUCUGAACGUAGAGACACACACAGUACAAAUGAGCCAGGCUCGGAUCAUGGGAGUUUCUGAAGAAUGGAUUGAGAGAACCGAGAAAGACGAUCCAGAACGCCAUCAGCUCUUCAUGGUCCGAAAAGUCGACUCCGGCCACGAGCACGGCCUACAGGAGGGCGAUGUGAUCCUCACACUCAACAACAAACUCAUCACCCGCGUCUCAGACCUCGACAUCAUGUACGACAAUGACUUCCUCGAAGCCUUAGUCGUCCGCAAGCGCAAGGAACUCAGCAUCAAGGUCCCAACCGUCCCCACCGAAGACCUCGAAACCGACCGCGCCGUCAUGUUCUGCGGCGCUACCCUCCACCGCCCCCACCACGCCGUCCGCCAGCAGAUCAGCAAAGUCCACUCAGACGUCUACGUCUCGGCCCGCGCUCGUGGCUCCCCGGCAUACAUGUAUGGCCUCGCUCCUACUAACUUCAUCACGCACGUCAAUGGCGUGCCGACGCAGAACCUCGACGCGUUCUUGAAAGAGGUUAAGAAGAUUGGGGACAAUACGUACUUCAGGCUCAAGGUCAUGACGUUCGACAACGUGCCCUGGGUCGCGACGAUGAAGAAGAAUGAGCACUACUUCCCGACCAUGGAGUAUGUCAAGGACACUACUGACGAGCUGGGCUGGAGGAAGAUCAUGCACGAGUGCGACGAGGGGGGCGUGCGGGAGGUCAUG
This is a messenger RNA of Mytilinidion resinicola, 3338 nucleotides long. Its product is annotated as Pro-apoptotic serine protease NMA111. The transcript has 6 exons. The annotation marks the transcript as partial. Gene Ontology annotation, biological process: proteolysis. Gene Ontology annotation, molecular function: protein binding; serine-type endopeptidase activity. The record is from RefSeq and is a predicted model, not a curated record. Lineage: Eukaryota; Fungi; Ascomycota; Dothideomycetes; Mytilinidiales; Mytilinidiaceae.